Messenger RNA from Amblyraja radiata (thorny skate), 2895 nucleotides. It is a transcript of the gene abcf3, whose product is annotated as ATP-binding cassette, sub-family F (GCN20), member 3. The record is from RefSeq and is a predicted model, not a curated record. Lineage: Eukaryota; Metazoa; Chordata; Chondrichthyes; Rajiformes; Rajidae. The coding region runs from base 53 to 2185 and encodes 710 amino acids. Gene Ontology annotation, molecular function: ATP hydrolysis activity; ATP binding. The transcript has 21 exons.
GCGCAGUCGCGGUGGCCACGGGCCGGCCGGCCGUGGCUCUGGGCGGAGGAACAUGGCGACUUAUGUGGAGAUCAUCAGGCACGAGUUCCCGGACAUUGACUUAGAACUCUUCCAAUACGUGACAGGUGUGCUGGACAGCAGUGCCGCUGAUUUUGAAUCUGUUGAUGAGAUUUUUGAAGCAAUUGGCGAUGUUCUUCAGGAAGUGUCAGUCUCAAAAAACGAAGAUGACGUCCGCGAGAUCUGUGAAAAAAUGUUUAAUACGCUUAAACUCAAUACAUCCAACUCCUCAAAGUCAAACGUACUGCUGAAAGCACCAAUACAGCUCUCGCAAGUAACUGGUAGCACUGACUACAAGACUGAAGAGGUCAAAGGAAUCUGGAUGAUGAGACGGGAUUUGGGGACGACGGUAGAUGCAAAGAAACUGGAGAAAGCUGAAGCCAAGCUAAAAGCAAAGCAAGAAAAGAGGACGGAGAAGACCUCCCUGAAGCCAGCAAGUCCCUUGGUCCUGGAGGAAGCAUCGGCCAGCCAAGCUUCCAAUAAGAAAGAAACUCGCUUGGAAGCCUCUGGAAAGAACAAGUCGUAUGACAUUAAAAUUGAAAAUUUUGAUGUCUCCUAUGGAGACAGGGCCUUACUUAAUGGUGCAGAUUUGCACCUUGCUUACGGUAGGCGUUAUGGUUUAAUUGGUCGGAACGGCUUGGGGAAAACGACGCUGUUGAAGAUGAUGUCGGCACGGGGUCUCCGCAUUCCAUCGCACAUCAGCAUCUUGCACGUGGAGCAAGAGGUGGUUGGCGAUGACACGCUGGCUCUGCAGAGUGUGCUGGAGUGCGACACGGUGCGUGAAAGCCUGGUGUGCGAGGAGAGGGAGCUGACGGUAAAAAUGAACAUCGGCCUAGGCAAUGGUACAGAGAGUGGUCGGCUGACGGAAAUCUAUGCCAAGUUGGAGGAGAUCGAUGCAGACAAGGCUCCAGCCAGGGCUUCGGUUGUUCUAGCAGGUUUGGGAUUCAGCUCCAAAAUGCAGAAACAAAUGACUAGGGAGUUCUCUGGAGGCUGGAGAAUGAGGCUGGCUCUAGCCAGGGCACUGUUUGCCAAGCCUGAUCUUCUGUUAUUAGAUGAACCUACAAACAUGUUGGAUGUGCGGGCCAUCCUGUGGCUGGAAAAUUACUUGCAGACCUGGCAGUCCACUAUCCUGGUUGUGUCGCAUGACCGCAAUUUCCUGAACGCCGUGGCCACCGACAUUGUUCACCUGCAUUCGCAGCGUUUGGAGACGUAUCGAGGCGAUUAUGAAAACUUCAUAAAGACUAAAGAGGAAAGACUGAAAAACCAGCAGCGGGAAUAUGAGGCUCAGCAUCAGUACAGAGAGCACAUACAGGUGUUCAUUGACAGGUUCCGAUACAAUGCCAACAGAGCUUCACAAGUACAGAGCAAGCUGAAACUUCUGGAAAAACUGCCCGAGCUGAAGCCUCUUGAGAAGGAGCCAGAAGUGACAAUCAGGUUCCCUGACAAUUUUGAGAAGCUGUCCCCUCCAAUCUUACAGAUGACUGAGGUAGACUUCAAUUAUAAUCCCGAGAGUCCCAUCUUUAAAGAUCUCUCAGUGUCUGCUGAUCAGGACUCACGAAUUUGCAUUGUGGGGGAGAAUGGCGCUGGUAAAACAACACUGUUAAAGAUACUGCUCGGGGAUCUAGCACCAGUUCAAGGCAUUAGACAUGCACACAGGAAUUUAAAGAUUGGCUACUUCAGUCAGCAUCAUGUGGACCAGCUGGAAAUGAACAUCAACUCGGUGGAACUUUUGGCUACAAAAUUCCCAGGGAGGACGGAAGAGGAAUACCGACAUCAGCUGGGUGGUUAUGGUAUAUCAGGAGACCUGGCUGUGAGACCUGUCGCCAGUCUGUCGGGAGGACAGAAGAGCAGGGUGGCGUUUGCACAGAUGACGAUGCCCCGACCCAAUUUCUAUAUAUUGGAUGAACCGACCAACCAUCUGGACAUGGAGACUAUUGAGGCAUUGGGACUAUCAUUACAGAAGUUUAAGGGUGGAGUAAUACUGGUGUCCCAUGACGAGCGGCUGAUUCGCAUGGUGUGCAGGGAGCUGUGGGUGUGUGGCUGCGGCACCGUGAAGCGAGUGGAUGGAGGAUUCGACGAGUACAGGGACAUCCUCCAGGAACAGUUCCGUAGGGAGGGAUUUCUAUGAGGCCCUGCUCUUUGAUGUGAUCCCCCCCCCCAUUGCAAUCCAGACAUCCAGGACUUGCUGCUUUCAGUGGGCAAGUGUGACAAUGGCCCACUAUAGUCACCUCUCAUUUUGUUUUCAUUUUUACAACCUGGCCUUGCCCACAUCCCCUAAUGUUUGAUCCAGGGACAAUGAACUUGGGUGUAAAUUAAACCAAGCACCAUUGCCACCUGUUCCACGUAAAGCCAAACCAAUGGGUGGAUAAUUUUCAGCAAUGGUUGGAGUUCAAUGCAAUAACCCAUUAUUAUUUAAUGUAAUUAAUCACUAAUAGUCCCCUUGCCUUUUUCUCAACAUGCAGUCACCGUCAGUGAGUUGUUAACAAAUCCAUCUGUGCUGAUUUUGAAAAAGGCCCAAGUAGACGGUGUGAAUAAGUGUUAAUGGCAGCUGCAGUUGUUUCUCAGUGAGUGAGGAGAUGCCAGAACCUGCUUUCAGGUCCACCCUCAAUUGCUGCUAUUUCCCCGUUACUCAGUGCAGGCUGAUUGUCCCAGCAAUGUCACUGGAACCUGCAGCUGAGGCUGUGUUGAGCCAGGCAUUGGACAAGGAUGUCAUUGGGUCUCCAGGUCCUGCUGCCUAGGGAUGGGUGUGGACUGUUCAAUACAACAAGCUACAUUGCACAACCUCUCAAAAUGAGUAACAUGAAUAAAUCAUUUGACAACCAUAAAUGUUUUCAAAAA